AUGACUUUCUCCAAGAUAAUCAAAGUCACCACUUGGGCCACCUACACUCUGGAAGGGAGGAUGGCAUUCAACCUUGAGAAUUUUCAACAACUCCAGGCUCUGAUAUUUGCUGUGGAGGAAAUCAACGCCAACCCCAAUAUUCUCCCCAAUAUCACCUUGGGAUUCCAAGCCUACGACUCCUGCAAUGUGCUACAGAAGGAUCUGGAAGGAAUGUUCCAGAUUUUGACAGGAUACAGCGGAGCCAUUCCCAAUUAUCGAUGUUUAAAAAAUAUUCCUGUUGCUGCUGUUAUUGGACCAUAUGUUUCCACGCAUGCAAUUCUGCUGGCAAAUAUUCUUGGGGUAUAUAGAUAUCCUCAGAUCAGCCAUUUCGCAACCAGCCGUCUUCUGAGCAACCACAUGAUGUUUCCUUCUUUCUUCAGGACAGUCCCCAGUGAUGCCUUCCAGUCACAAGGACUAGCAAAGUUGGUACUGUUUUUCGGUUGGACUUGGGUGGGGUUAUUGGCCGUAGACAAUGACUAUGGUCAGCAAGGAAUCCAAGUGGUCAAACAAGAAAUAGAAAAGGCUGGAGCAUGUGUGGCCUUUAGUGAGACAAUCCUUAUGAGUCUACCAGACCGCAAUGCAAAGCACAUUGUCAAAGUUAUUAAAGACUCAACUGCAACUGCUAUUGUCGUCUUUUCUCUUCCAGCUGAUUUUCUUCCUGUUCUGGAAGAGAUGUUGGUACAAAACAUCACCAAGAAAAUGUUAGUAGCAAGUGAAGGGUGGUCUACAUCUACUUUAUUUAUUGAUCAUAAAUUUACAGAUAUUCUCUAUGGCACUAUAGGCUUAGGACUUCAAAGUGGGCUUAUUCCAGGAUUUAGAAGGUUUCUCAACAAAGCCCACCCAUCAAGAGGUCUAGGGAAGUAUUGGCUGAAGCUACUUUGGGAGGAGAUCUUCACAUGCAAAUUCCUAGAAGAGAAAAACCUUACGGCUCCAACAGAGAAACCGGCAAACAUCUGUACAGGAAUGGAAAGUCUCGAGAGCAUCAGCAAUAAUUACAAUGACAUUUCAAGUUUGAGAACUACUUACAAUGUAUACACUGCCGUGCAUGUUGUGGCUAAAGCUUUGGAAGACCUUAAAAACUGCUGUGAUGCAGGAGAUUUAUGCCCUCAUCGUAGGUGCCCAGAUAUUUGGAAUUUUACACCAUGGCAGGCGACCCCUGUGAAAGGCUCGUUGGACCUCCAAAGGGGUCCCGACCCACAGGUUGAGAACCGCUAG
Xenopus tropicalis (tropical clawed frog) is the source of this 1254-nucleotide messenger RNA. Its product is annotated as extracellular calcium-sensing receptor-like. Gene Ontology annotation, molecular function: G protein-coupled receptor activity. Bases 1 to 1254 code for a protein of 417 amino acids. The record is from RefSeq and is a predicted model, not a curated record. Lineage: Eukaryota; Metazoa; Chordata; Amphibia; Anura; Pipidae. Gene Ontology annotation, cellular component: membrane; plasma membrane. Gene Ontology annotation, biological process: G protein-coupled receptor signaling pathway. The transcript is spliced from 4 exons.